Molecule: messenger RNA, 315 nt
Organism: Schistosoma intercalatum
Lineage: Eukaryota; Metazoa; Platyhelminthes; Trematoda; Strigeidida; Schistosomatidae
Source: the annotation of a GenBank genome assembly
AUGUAUAUUAGUACUCGUUUACGAAUAUGUGCAUCUAGAAGUAGUUCUAUACAUCCCGAUAUACCACAAGAUUAUGGUCCUAAUAUUAAAAUACAACAAACAAAUAAUUGGAUGAAUAUAGAAGAAGAAACAAAAUGUUGUUUUCCUAUGAUCCAUUCUAAUCAUAAUAAUUCUGUUUACAUAAUUGUUCUUUUAUUUAUUCAUCUAUUCAAGUAUACAAAAGAAGAAAAAGAAAGAUAUUGUUUUGUUGUUAUUCAACAAUUAUUUCAAUAUUUGAUGCAAUUCAUUGAAUUAUGUUACUUUAUUGAAUAUUGA